Vigna unguiculata (cowpea) is the source of this 1769-nucleotide messenger RNA. RefSeq names its product hydroxyproline-rich glycoprotein family protein (gene ESP1). Gene Ontology annotation, biological process: mRNA 3'-end processing. Lineage: Eukaryota; Viridiplantae; Streptophyta; Magnoliopsida; Fabales; Fabaceae. The record is from RefSeq and is a predicted model, not a curated record.
GUGUAGACAUGAAAACCUAAUUUAAUUAGUUCCUAUUUCCCUUUCUGUUGUCGUUGCGACUCAUUAAUCCCCUCAAGGCCACCGUGACCGUCGCGUCGUCGAUCCCCUCACGCUCUGAUUCCGGCAACCGACGUCACCGUCGCUCCUCGCCGCCGGCGGCAGUCGGUCCCUGCUGGUGUUUCUCUCCUCUGUUCGCAGAAUCGUCGAAUCGCAUAGCGGGUCCGUCGCUCCCUCUUCGUGCCAAUGGCUGGAAAACAGGGUGGCGGCGAGGACUUGUCGGUUAACCUAGCUGGAAUGUCGAAGAACCAGCUCUACGAUAUCGUGUCUCAGAUGAAGAGUCUGAUAGAACAGAACCAGCAACAGGCCAGGCAGAUCCUAAUUCAAAACCCUACGUUAACCAAAGCGCUUUUCCAGGCCCAAAUUAUGCUUGGAAUGGUGCAGGCUCCUCAAGUGGUUCCAAAAGUCCAGCCAAUGGUUUUGCAGAAUAAUCAGCAGCCAGCACAACCAACACAACAACCAAAUACUCAGCCUGCUCCAUUAUUGCCUGGGCAUGGUGGGGCACAGGACCAAACAGGUGUAUCUCAAACACAGAUUCCUCUGAGGAAACACCAUAACCAAUCUUCAGUGCCAGUUUCAUCUGCUGUUCCUGCAAUGAGUCAUCAAUCUCAGCCCAUUUCUGCACAUUCUUUGCCAAUGCCACAGCAGCCUAAAGGACAUCUUGCUCCCCAAGUGGCUCUUGCAUCUCUUCCACAAUCAUCACAACUUCCAAACAUACCUCCUCCUUCACUUCAUUCAUUGUCACAACCUCUUCAUCCUCCUCAAAUGCCGACUGCUUCCAGUCAGUUACAACAACCAUUGCAGUCACCUGGAUUUCCCCAUAUACCUAUGCAACAACCACUGGCACCGCAGAUUAGACCACCAUCUGCAGUGCCAACCUUCCAUCCCCAAUAUCCCCCACAAAUGGGUGCAAACUUAGGUUUUCAACAUGCUGGUGCAUCUCACAACCUUUCACAGUCCUUGUUUCAUCCAGGUUCAAAACCCCCUGCUAGUGUUGGAUCUGCUUUCCCACAGGGGCAGACACAACUUCCAAGUCAAAAAUCAUCUCAGCCACCUUAUCAGGUUGGGAAUAUGCCUUUAGGGCCUGAUUUUGGCAAUCAAGCUGGAAAUGCUAUGCAAGUAGACAGAGGGUCUUCUAUGAUACCUGGUCCGUCAGAUAACCUUGCACAUCUUUCUGGUCCUCCUGGACCUCCAUAUGGAGUUUCUGGUCCGAUGGGUGCUGCUAAUCAAGCUCUUCGACCUCCUGCGUUGACACCAGAGAUGGAGAAAGCUCUGCUUCAACAGGUCAUGAGCCUCACACCAGAGCAGAUAAAUCUCCUGCCUCCAGAGCAGAGAAAUCAAGUGCUGCAGCUACAGCAGAUGUUGCGUCAUUGAUGCAAUUCGCACCUUGAAAGUUAGGCAACCUUCGAUCCUUCCAGUUUGCCAGAGAUUAUUGUGUCAUAUAUCCAAACUGACUGGCUGCUAAGUUUUGUAGAAAUUAAUACAACUUCAUGUAACAAAUUAGAGAUCAUAGUAUUCUUUUCUUCUGGAAUUGAGCUCCAAUUAAAUAUCAGCCUGUUGGUGGGGCUAUUUGCAAAACUUCUCACCGUGUUCCGCAUUUAUUGUUAAUUUCACUUGCUCUGUUUUACCGGUUAUCUAAAUCUAUUAUGCAUGUCUAUCUGUAUAUAUACUAUAAAAUGAUGGAAGGAUUCGUAUUUUUCCUAGUGGAUGCA